Exophiala bonariae is the source of this 303-nucleotide messenger RNA. RefSeq lists its product as uncharacterized. NCBI's taxonomy places the organism in Eukaryota, Fungi, Ascomycota, Eurotiomycetes, Chaetothyriales, Herpotrichiellaceae. Bases 1 to 303 code for a protein of 100 amino acids. Gene Ontology annotation, molecular function: ATPase inhibitor activity. Gene Ontology annotation, cellular component: mitochondrion. The transcript is spliced from 3 exons. Gene Ontology annotation, biological process: negative regulation of ATP-dependent activity. The record is from RefSeq and is a predicted model, not a curated record.
AUGCUACGAACACAAGUCGUCAAGCUCGCAAGAGCCACUCCUGUGGUGCGGAGAUCUUUCUCCUCCACCGUCAUGAGGGCUGCUGAAGGUGAUACUGGUGCCCCAAGAUCUGGUGGCUCAGCAUCAAGUGAUGCUUUCACCAAGCGUGAGCAAGCCAGCGAAGCAAAAUAUAUCCGAGACAAGGAACUGGAAAGCAUCAAGAAGCUGAAAGAGAAGCUUGAAGCUCAACGUGAGCACUUGAACAAGUUGGAUCAACACAUCAAAGAUAUGGAGGCUGAGAGAUCUGGUGGCGAGCAUCAUUAA